Messenger RNA from Limulus polyphemus (Atlantic horseshoe crab), 3866 nucleotides. RefSeq names its product zinc finger protein 2 homolog. Gene Ontology annotation, molecular function: DNA-binding transcription repressor activity, RNA polymerase II-specific; RNA polymerase II cis-regulatory region sequence-specific DNA binding. The coding region runs from base 546 to 2450 and encodes 634 amino acids. Gene Ontology annotation, biological process: negative regulation of transcription by RNA polymerase II. The transcript has 4 exons. NCBI's taxonomy places the organism in Eukaryota, Metazoa, Arthropoda, Merostomata, Xiphosura, Limulidae. Gene Ontology annotation, cellular component: nucleus. The record is from RefSeq and is a predicted model, not a curated record.
AACAAAACCUAUGUGAUCUCUUGUGUUUAGGUAGCUUCAUCCAUGUGUGAAGUAAACAUUUACUUCUAUGAUUGUUCUAGAUGCUAUUCAUCAGAAAGUGAUGCCCUCUGGAGAUGGGUAGAGGAUUUUGGUUGAUUUCCCACCAUCAGUGUAGUAUUUGGAAUUGUUAGAGAAAUGACAUCUAUCAUGGAGUGAUUGUCUCAUAGUUAAUUUCAUAGUGCUUAAUUUUCACAUUUUUUUUUUACUUUCUUACUAAAUGUUUCCAUUGCCAUGACCUUGCAUUCUGAUGACCACCUGGAUCGUUUUGAUUCUUUGUGUGCCUACUGGCCCGAAUGCUUGUGCGGUUAUCAGAAUUAUCAGUUUUGUAUGGUGUGUAUUUCAACUUCAGAAGUAUAUGUACUCUUUUAUUACUGUUCUUCUCAGUUGGGAACUUUCUGAUACCACGUAUAGGAAAAUACUUUGCACUCUGACCUUGGCUACCUGUUUAGUGACCAUUUGGGACUACAACUUCCAAUGUGCUUGGUAGUACAGGAAAAACUGAUUACAUGGUAGAAAGAUCUCUACAUACUAUUUUGAAGUUUGGUAUGAUAGAAGAGGAGAAAGAAGAUAACUAUGGUGGAGCAACAGUGAAAACUGAGAACAUAUUUGUUCAAGAGAAAAUAGAACAUCCUAGUGAUCUGUUAGAAGGUGAUAUUAUUUCAAAGUUCAGUGACAGCAGUGAUGAUGAUCUGGAUAGUUUAAACUAUAAUGACAUGGAUGUGAAAAUGAAAACUAAAUUUCAAGAAGAAAUUGAAUCGGUGUUAGAAACUACAUCUGAUACGAAGACCAGUCCUGCUUAUCAUGUUAUAAAACAAGAAGAUCACUAUACAGAAGUUACAAGGUCCUCAAAACCAAACAGUAGUAUAUGUGGAGAAACAACUUUAAAUGGAAAUAAGCUAAACAAAUUUAAUAUACCUCAGUGUAAUGGUAAAACAUACAGUUGUGUAGUCAGUGGAAAAGAAUUUGGAACAGUGGAUAACCUAACACAAGAACAGAAGAUACAAUCUGGAGAGAAACCAUAUCAUUGUGCAGUUUAUGGAAAACACUUUGAGAGAAAUAGUCCCUUAGAACAACAUGAAAGAAAUCACCCUGGGGAGAAACCUUAUAGUUGUGGAAUUUGUAGAAAACAAUUUGUAUCAAGCAGUAACUUAAAAUCACAUCAAAGAAUACACACUGGGGAGAAACCUUACAGUUGUAUAGUUUGUGAGAAACAAUUUUUUAGAAAGAAUAACUUAAAAUCACACCUAAGAAUACACACUGGAGAGAAACCAUACAGUUGUGGAGUUUGUGGAAAACAAUUUGUGUCAAAGGGGAAAUUAGAACAACAUCAAAGAACACACACUGGGGAGAAACCUUACAGUUGUGGAAUGUGUAGAAAACAGUUUGUAUCAAGGACUAACUUAAAAUCACAUCAAAGAAUACACACUGGGGAGAAACCUUACAGUUGUACAGUUUGUGAAAAAACAUUUAGAACAAGUGUUAACUUAAAAAUACAUCAAAGAACACAUACUGGUGAGAAACCUUACAUUUGUUCAGUAUGUGGAAAACACUUUGGUACAAGGAAUAACUUAAAAUCUCAUCAAAGAAUACACAUUGGGCAGAAACCACACAGUUGUGCUGUUUGUGAUAAACCAUUUGGAACAAGAAGUAUCUUAAAAAUACAUGAAAGAACACAUACUGGUGAGAAACCUUACAGUUGUUCAGUGUGUGGAAAACAUUUUGUAGUAAGUAGUAACUUAAAACAGCAUCAAAGAAUACACACUGGAGAGAAGCCUUACAGUUGUACAUUGUGUGGAAAAAAUUUUGUACAAAGUAGUAAAUUAAAACAACAUCAAAGAAUACACACUGGAGAAAAACCUUACAGUUGUUCAGUGUGUGGAAAACACUUUAGUAGAAAGAAUUAUUUAGAAUUACAUCAAAGAAUACACACUGGAGAGAAACCUUACAGUUGUGCAGUUUGUGAAAAAAAAUUUCUAUCAAAGGUUGAAUUAGAACGACAUCUAAGAAUACACACUGGGGAGAAAACUUACAUUUGUGUUGUUUGUGGAAAUGACUUCAGAACAAACUUUGAAUUAAAAGUACAUCAAAGAACACACACUGGAGAGAGACCUUACAGUUGUACAGUGUGUGGAAAACACUUUAUGAGAAGUAGUACAUUGAAAGAACACCAAAGAAUACACACUGGGGAGAAACCGUAUGGUUGUACAGUGUGUGGAAAACAAUCUAGAACAAAAGAUGCUUUAAAAAAACACCAAAGAACACACACUGGUGAGAAACCUUACAGUUGUACAGUGUGUGGAAAACACUAUGUAAGAAGUAGUGCCUUAAAAGAACAUCAAAGAAGACACACUGGGGAGAAAACAUACAGUUGUUCAGUGUUUUUGGAAACACUGGUAGAAAGAAUAACGUAAAAUUACAUCAAAGAAUACACACUGGUGAGAAACAUUACAACUGUACUCUUUGUGAAAGACAAUUUAGAACAGAAGAUGCUUUAAAGAAAAACAAAGAACACACAAUAGAAAGAAACCUUACAGUUGUUCAGUGUUUUUGGAAAGAUUUUUUAGAAAGUAGUAAAUUAAAACAUCAAAGAAUACACAUUGGGGAGAAACUGUACAGUUGCACAGUGGAAAACGUUUUUAGUAAUUAGUAACUUACAAAACAUCAAAAAACACAGUGGGACAAUUUGGAACAAAGGAUAACUUAAAACUACAUGGAAAAGUACAUAGUGAGGAGAAUCUUUAAAGUUGUUCAUUGUGUGGAAAACAAAAGAAUUACUUAAAAUUGCAUCAAAGAAUACACAAUAGAGAGAAACCUACAGUUGUGCAGUUUGUGGAAAACACUUUGUGUCAAAGGGUGAAAUAUAACAACAUCUAAGAAGACAAACUGGGGGAAAACCUUAAAGUUGUACAGUGUGUGUGGAAAAUGCUUUGUAAGAAUUUGUAAAUUGAAAGAACAUCAUAAAAUGCAUACAAGGGAAAAACCUUAGUUCUGAAGUUUGUGGAAAACAAUUUGUAAGGAAGUAUAAGUUAAAAAUACUUUAAUAAAUACACGCUGGUGAGAAAAGUUACUUUUGUGUACCUUCAAUUAAAACACUAGUGUGAACCCUUACAGUUAUAUAGUUUGUGGAAUACAACUUGGAUCAAACAGUUAAUUAAGAAGACAUCAAGAAAGACAUAAAUGAUUUUAUAAUGAGGAACCCAUGUUUUUGGAAUAAACAGUUUGGAGGUGGCUUGAACGUUUCAAGAAGCAACUUUUAACAUCAUCAGAUACAAGUAGUUUACAUAGAUAAAGGAAUAUAUAUUAAACAAAUAGGAUAGUUUGCCCAACAUAACCAUUUUCAGAAAGUAUUACAAGUAUCAUCCCAGUAGACCUUCUCUGAACUUUUUCCAACAAUUCAAUGUCAUUUCUUAGGAAUUAAAAAUACAUCAGUGAAAACAAACCAGAACAUUCCAUUACAGUUAUAUAGUUUAUGGAAUACAACUUGGAUUAAAUAGUAAAUUAAGAAAAACAUCAAGGAAGACAUACUUGGAACCAACAUUUUGGAAAAUACAGUUUGGAGAUGGCUUUAAUGGGUGUAGUGAAAAAAACUUUACUAUAAAUAUACAAUGUUUCAAUAAAUAACAUUUGUCAUCAUCAGAUACAAGUAGAAUAGUCAGCCCAAGUAACCAUUUUCAAAAGUAUUACAAGUGUUUGACCCAAGUUUCAAGUAGAUUUCUAUAACAAGUGGCCAAAAAUAAAUAACCUCAAGUCUUGGAUAAAGUAAAAUAGUAAAGAAAAUUUGAGUUUCUGAACCAAAAAUGAUCUAAAGUUUCUCAUACAAAAAAAAA